Messenger RNA from Magallana angulata, 2487 nucleotides. Its product is annotated as tripartite motif-containing protein 55-like. The record is from RefSeq and is a predicted model, not a curated record. The transcript has a single exon. Gene Ontology annotation, cellular component: nucleoplasm; chromatin. Gene Ontology annotation, molecular function: ubiquitin-protein transferase activity; protein binding; zinc ion binding. Gene Ontology annotation, biological process: positive regulation of DNA-templated transcription. The coding region runs from base 351 to 2072 and encodes 573 amino acids. NCBI's taxonomy places the organism in Eukaryota, Metazoa, Mollusca, Bivalvia, Ostreida, Ostreidae.
GUAAGAUAUGUACGGAUCAUCCUUUGACUAAAUAAUAGAGACGCCGUUGUAUUUUUGAGGUUUGUAGUUUAUUUUGGUGUUCAAAAGAUAAACUGAAACUAGUAAUUGUAAAUUUUUCAUAUGAAUGGACCAUUUAAUAAAGGAUUGACAAUUUAAGGCAAAGAUUAUGCGCAUUUUUAAUUUUUAAGGGCAUAAAAGAGUACGUUGGAUGAAUUGAUUACACAUGCAUAUUCGUUAGCUGCUAGUUAAAGGCUAAUUAUAACUAAUGUUGAUGAAACAAAAUUUUAUAACUGAAUUUGUUCAUUAUUCCUUUUCAGUAUUCCCUUAGAAUUUUCUCAGGGUUCCUGACCAUGGACCCCCCUUGCAGUGCUCAGGAGGUGUUAAAGUGUCAUCUCUGUGAGACCCCGGGCCCCCCUAUGUACUGCGACAUUUGUCAAAUACAUCUGUGUAAAGCCUGUGUGGGGGAACAUCUCUCUGAUGAAUCCAAAAAACACAGAGUUGUUCCAUUUAAGAAACGGGGGCUUAAUCCUAAGUGUUCAAAACAUUCCACACAUUUGUGUGAACUUUAUUGUGAACAAUGUGACGUUCCUAUUUGUGUGGAGUGCGUCUCCUCUAGUGAACAUGUAGGACACAAACAAAUUGGCAUUUUAAAUAUUUUAGAAAAGAAAAAAGGAGAAUUACAAAGAGAGCUACAAGAUUUAGAGAAAACCGUUUAUCCUCAAUACCAAGAGAUUGCAUCAACCAUUCCAAAGCUAAAAGCUGAUGUAAAUGAAAACUCUCAGAAAUUGACAGCAGCUAUCAACACACAUGGAGAAGACUUGCAUAGAGAAAUAGACACCAUAAUCCAGGAGCUAAAAUCAGAUCUUGAUGAAAUGGAAUCCAAACACCUGGCUGUCCUAAAUAAGCAAGAAGAUGAAAUCACACGCACCAUUUCUGAUAUCACACAGAGAAUUGCUGAUCUAAAGAAGUUACUGGACUCCAAUGAUGUCAGCGUUGUCUCUACCUACAAAUCCAAUAUUGCUGAAUUCAGAAGAUUGCCUCCUAAACUCACAGUGUCCUUACCAAGUUUUACCCCUCAGAAGAUCAACAAGGAGCAGUUUUUUCAACACUUUGGUUUUCUGUCAGCAUUAUCCAUUAAAACAGAAGAACAAGUCUACACCAUGGAUUCCCCCGGUGAUGAGUCCUCUCCCCCGGACAGACCGAUCAUUGAUGUACCACGUAUCAUCACAGAGAUAAACACUGAGUAUGGACGCUCUAAUGGAUUGCUUGGUGUGUCCUGUCUGAGAGAUGAAGAACUGUGGACGCGUGGUGAUGACGAAACGAUGAGACUCUAUAACCUGCAGGGUGAACCAGUGAAGUCAGUCCAAACAAAGUCAGGGAGACCGCCAUACGACAUAGAAGUGACAAGGAGUGGGGAUCUUGUUUAUACUGAUGACGAAGAUAGAACAGUGAACAUAGUGAUGAAUACACAGAUACAGACAACGAUCAGACUACAGGGGUGGAUACCUCAUGGUGUGUGUAGUACCUUCUCUGGUGACCUCUUGGUUGUCAUGGACAGUGAUGAUUAUAAACAAGCAAAAGUUUUGCGUUAUGCAGGCUCCACAGAGAAACAAAUUAUUCAGUUUAAUGAAAAAGGACAACCUCUCUAUUCAUCUGGUGGUUACACUAAAUACAUAAGUGAAAACAAGAACCUAGAUAUCUGCGUGUCAGACUAUGGAGCCCGUGCAGUAGUGGUGGUCAAUCAGGCCGGGAAACUCCGGUUUACCUACACUGGGCCUCCCUCUACCACCAAGGGAUUAUUCACGAAACUCUGGCGUUCUUACUCUGGUCCUACCUCUAAUAACAUGGGACAAUUUCGACCAGCCGGCAUCGCUACAGACAGCCAGGGACGGAUCCUGAUAGCAGACAUAAACAACCGCUGUAUUCACAUCCUGGAUCAGAACGGACCGUUCCUCCGCUUCAUUGACAACUGUCAUUUACAGUAUCUAUGGGAUUUGUGUGUGGACACAGGAGACAACCUCUUUGUUGCUGAGGCUACAGGUAAAGUGAAGAGAAUCCAGUAUACGACGUGAACAAUGUCGAAAUGUAAUCGUUGUGAUUAUAAUGUACUAGUAUAUUAUAUUUAAAGGAAAUGUAUAUUUAUAUGUAAUGUUAUAUCAUUGCAGUCAAAUUGUGAAUUCAUCAUUUAAUUGUUAACAAAGUGUAUAUGAAAUAUUUAUAUUCGGUAUAACUCACAUAUAAUUUCAUGCGCCUUACGAUUAGAUCUGUAACGCUGUUAUUGGAAUAAGCUUUUAUUUCAAUCAAGGGUUUUGACGGAAUAUGAUUUCAAUCAUAGUUAUGACUUUUGUGUUAUUCAUGUAAAAAAUAGCUGUUUAGUCUUUUUUUAAAACAAAAUUUAAUAAAAUUUAAUAAAAUUGAGAUGUCAACUGUCGCAAAAUUAUAGUACACCUUUUUUGCAUUAUGUUUAUCCCUGUUAUUAAAAAGUGC